UCUUGAACAUGGAAGACAUGAAGCCUUCAGUAACAACUUCUGGUAGCACGGAUGGCGAUGCCAUUGAAACUAGGUUCACUGCUUUGUGCAAGAAUGGAUUAGCUCUGGAUGAGAAAGCUUGCUUAAAUGCCAUGAAGCUAUUCAAAGAAACAAAGCACCUUUUAUCCUCAAAUGUUUCAGCAAUUGGGAGUGGGACGCUGGAAGAAGCAGAGCGGUUUUGGUUUUCAUUUGUUUUAUAUUCAUUCAAGCGACUGAGCGAAAAGAUUGAAGAAAAUACACAACAUGAGUCUGAUGAAAGUGGGUUUUCGUUAUGCCAGAUAUUGAGAGCUACAAAGCUGAAUAUUGUGGAUUUUUUUAAAGAGUUACCUCAGUUUGCGGUAAAAGCUGGUCCUGUUUUGAGUAACAUGUAUGGUGAAGAUUGGGAGAGUAGGCUCGAGGCUAAGGAGAUGCAGGCCAACUUUGUGCACUUGAGCCUUAUAUAAGCAAGUCAUUCAAGCGUGCA
This is a messenger RNA of Hibiscus syriacus, 502 nucleotides long. RefSeq names its product retinoblastoma-related protein-like. The record is from RefSeq and is a predicted model, not a curated record. Bases 9 to 482 code for a protein of 157 amino acids. Gene Ontology annotation, cellular component: chromatin; transcription regulator complex. The transcript is spliced from 6 exons. Gene Ontology annotation, biological process: cell differentiation; regulation of transcription by RNA polymerase II; negative regulation of G1/S transition of mitotic cell cycle. Gene Ontology annotation, molecular function: RNA polymerase II transcription regulatory region sequence-specific DNA binding. NCBI's taxonomy places the organism in Eukaryota, Viridiplantae, Streptophyta, Magnoliopsida, Malvales, Malvaceae.